Bipolaris sorokiniana ND90Pr is the source of this 1530-nucleotide messenger RNA. RefSeq lists its product as uncharacterized. Gene Ontology annotation, molecular function: epoxide hydrolase activity. Gene Ontology annotation, biological process: epoxide metabolic process. Bases 129 to 1388 code for a protein of 419 amino acids. Lineage: Eukaryota; Fungi; Ascomycota; Dothideomycetes; Pleosporales; Pleosporaceae. The record is from RefSeq and is a predicted model, not a curated record. The transcript has 4 exons.
UAUUUUGUUGUUGGGUUAUACUACUAGUGUUGCAUUCAAGUGUUGCGGUAGUACUCGCAUCACGUUGACGUUUAAUCAUUCCUAGCGACUUCGAUACUAAACCCAUAUCCCCUAGCAGAGAGAGAAUUAUGGGAUCGGUGGCGCAUGGCGAUGAAGCUAUAACUACGUAUAGUAUGCAUGUAUCGUCCAAAUACCUUGAGCUCACAAGAAAGAAACUCGAAUUAACGCGUCUGCCACGGGAGUUGGAAUUACCUGAAGAGCGGAUGUGGGAGCAUGGUACACCGAAGCGUGUUCUUGAACCUCUGCUGGAUUUCUGGCUAGAAACCUACGACUGGCGCGCCGCUGAAUCCCGCUUCAAUUCCCUCCUCCCCCAGUUUCGCACAACAAUCCGUACCACAUCACCGACAGGAACGCAAUCUCUCCGCGUGCACUUUGUACACAAGCGGUCUACAAGACCGGGCGCUAUUCCACUGCUGCUAGCACAUACAUGGCCCUCGUCGUUUAUAGAGGUCCAACGUAUUAUUAAUGCACUGACGGAACCGCAGUACGUACCUGAUAUGGGUGGUGCGGUACCACAGGCAUUCCAUGUUGUGGCGCCGAGUAUACCUGGUUUUGGGUUUAGCGAUGCGAGUAUGCAGGAAGGAUUUGGGUUGGAGGGCACGGCGGAGGUGUUUUGGGAGUUGAUGGGACGAUUGGGGUAUAGCGAGUUUGUCGCACAUGGGACAGGGUGGGGCUUUAGUAUCUGUCGGGUGCUGGCGAUAAGGUAUCCAAAAGCUUGUCUCGCGGUGCAUACGGUGAAUCCAGCGUUCAAGGCGCCGACGUAUAGACAGAGUCCGUUACAGUAUGUCAAGUGGCGGAUUGCUGAAUUGACGCAGGCAAAGGUACCAUUGUUGAGCUUUGGAUAUGUUGGUAGCGAUGUCGAACUACGAUCUGGACAGCGGAGAGAGGACUUGGGGAUGCAGAAUGAGAUAGGUAAUAGUCAACCGCUAGGACCGGCAUUGCAUCGUCUCUGCUCGCUUCGACCGCAGACACUGGCGUUUUCACUAUGUGACUCGCCGGUUGGUCUGCUUGCAGCACUCUUGGACGUCAUACAUACACGAGACGUUGCUCCACGACCAUUUUCGGGUAGACCAAGGAGCCCAUUCCUUUCGCCAGUUGAGCUGGAGAUGCAGCAGAGUGAUGAGGAGCAAGUUGAAGUUGGUCAAGUACCAUCAGGGCUCAUGCCACAGUCUCCGGAGUAUACUACACGGGAGGAUGAGAGCGAUGGCAAGAGAUGUACAUGGAGUCCGACAGAGGUGUUGAAUUUUACAAUGUUGCAGUGGCUGCCGGGACCUGAAGCGGUAAGUGAGCACCAUCCAAUUCGGCCCCCAAUUUCGUAUGACAGCUGAUGAACAACCCUAGGCCCUUCGCUGGUUGCGCCGUGCAUACAUGGACACAAUGGCUCCAUGGUAUUCCAAUUAUAUACCAACACCGCUUGGAGUAUCGACAUUUCUUCCGCACAAUAGUAAUUCCUCCACACCUCUGAUGUGG